Messenger RNA from Chanos chanos (milkfish), 1566 nucleotides. RefSeq lists its product as uncharacterized. The coding region runs from base 40 to 738 and encodes 232 amino acids. The record is from RefSeq and is a predicted model, not a curated record. NCBI's taxonomy places the organism in Eukaryota, Metazoa, Chordata, Actinopteri, Gonorynchiformes, Chanidae. The transcript is spliced from 4 exons.
UGACGACACAGGCAGUGAAUCUCAGUUAUACAGUUAACGAUGGAAUGGUGUUGCUGUUGUUUUAGCUGGGGUUCAGAGGCAAAUGAGAGGCAGCCUCUUUUGGGGUCAAAUCCACAGCAUGCACCAGCUUCUGCAAGACAGUUCCACUCACCAUCUAAUGACAAUGCUCAGAGAAGUGGCGGAUUUACCGCUCGACAUGUUGGGGUUCCAGAACUUGAUCAACGUUUUGCAGACGUCGCUGAGACGUUCAAUCAGCAGCAUAAAAACUACGAGGCAAUGGUGGAAAGCUUGAAUAAACUUAGCUACCGCUAUCGCUGUUCUUCAGGCAGUCUGUCUGAAUGUAUAAGGAAUAUCAAGGAAGAUCAUGAUAAAUACCACAUUAAGCUACAGAUGAAAGGUUAUGACUUCUCAUUGGCUGUGGAGCCAGCAGAUGAUGUACCUGUCAAGCUUCAGCGGACACAAGAGGAUGUUAGGAGUCUGUCCCAGUCGGCUAAAAUUGUUGUGUCAAAGGGAACCACGCUCCAGGAGCUGAUUAACUGGCUUUUGAAGGCUGAGCAGAAUCUGAUCCAGCAAGUGAGAGAGGCUGCUCCAAAUCACCAGGAGGAGACACGGCUGGGGGACAACUUGAGAGAGAACCUCAGGGAAACCCGCAGGGUCAAAGAGCUGUCGCCAUGCUACAGGGAGGAAGCUGGGAAACUGCUUAAUGAAGCAGCCCUGCUAUCUGGAGUCAGCCCUUGAGUCCAUUAGGGAAGAGGACAACAUUUACACGUGUUUGGAAACUUAAUGAGAGAUGCAAACUAGAUAUGCAGAGUUAAUACUGUAGAAUGAUCAUUUUUGUUCUUAAUCUAAAGUGGUAUGGAGGCAUGAUAAUGUGUAAUAUUUUCUUGAUGUUCCUUUUUCAUUUUUAUUAUCAUUAUGCAGCUGGCACAGAGAAAAAAAAUCUGUUUUGUUUAACAAAAUCCAGAUUUGUAGAAAAAUUACAAAUGACUUUUUUUUUUUUUAUUUCCAAGAAUAGAACUAGAAAAGCAUAAAGUAUCAGGCAAGACUGAUAUAAAAGUAGCUCAGAGUUGUAGAAACAUAAAAAGCAGAGCUGAGGCACUAGACCUCUGGAUGAUUUAUAGUCUUCUGUGUUUUUAAGCCUUUUUUGGAAGUGACUCUCAACUCAGUCUAGACUGUAGUAUGUUAGUCUUUUGCUGGCUGUAGGUAUGUAGGUAUCUCUUUUAAAUCAAUACUUGGAAAAAUGUAAUUAUUCCAUAAGGUCAUAGCAUGUUCAUCUCAUGCGUAGUGAAUAUUACUUUAUUACUGUUAUAUACGUACCUAGAACAACUGAAAAUGCAUGUUAUUUAUUAUAUAUGAAGAUAGUUUUCUAUUAUGUGUAUUGAGAAUGUGAAAGGCAUCGAUGGACCAAGUAAGAAUCUAUAAUGUGGCUCUAGUUUACUGUUUUAUGGAAAAUAACACUAAACCAGUUGUAAAGUAGUACAGUGCAUUGCCAGUUACGUAACAAUAUACUGUGGUUGGAUACUGCGCUGCAAACUUUGGCAAUGGACAUUUUUUGUGCUUUGAGAU